Ambispora gerdemannii is the source of this 1392-nucleotide messenger RNA. The record is from the annotation of a GenBank genome assembly. NCBI's taxonomy places the organism in Eukaryota, Fungi, Glomeromycota, Glomeromycetes, Archaeosporales, Ambisporaceae.
AUGAACGAAAAAGUUUUACCACUUACAUUUAGCAGUGAUAUUCCGUUAAAUAUUCAAGGAAAAAUAAAAGAUAAACCGAAUAUCUAUAAUAUAAAAAAUUUAGGUCAAGUUUCCACCCCUGAUAGCAUAGUUAACUUUAUGCUAGAUGCUAUUGGCUAUCAAGGAGAAGCCAUACUCAAUAAAUACAUAUUAGAUAAUUCUUGUGGUGAUGGUGCUUUUUUAAAGAGUAUAGUUAAAAGAUAUGUAGAAGUAGCCAAGGAGAAAAAUUUGUCCCAAAAAGAGAUAAAAAAAGGUUUGGAAACUUAUAUUCAUGGUGUCGAAAUUGACCCGCCCACCUAUAAAAAUUGUCUAAAAAACCUAAACUCUAUAUUCCCAGCCAAUUAUGAUAUAAAACUAGGUGAUGCCUUAUUUAUUAAGGACUAUGAUAAAAAAAUGGAUUUUGUGGUUGGUAAUCCGCCCUAUGUUAAAAUCCAUAAUUUAAACGGACAAGCCAAAAAAAUUGUUUCUCAGCAUAAUUUAAAAGGAAUGGUUAGUAAUGUCAAUUUUGGAUCAGUUCCAAAAGGCAUGGGAAUAUAUGGUGGAAUAUAUAUUUUACCAAAUGGAACCAAACCAAAGAUUAUUGAAAAGAACCUAGAAAGUGAAAAAUUUAAAGAUUUUGUAAAAACUUUUGAGGAAGGAGCAAGAAGCCCAGAAAAAUUAAAAAUUCUUCAUCCUAACAUCACGGAGGAUUUGAAGGGUUUAUUGGGCAAUAAUUAUCAACUUUACUCGCUAGAUGAAAGCGAUCGGAAAGAAAAGACAGUUAAAGGUAGAUACAUGGAUAAAAGAGUUGAUAUAGCAAUAACAAAAGGGGAAGAAAUAGUAGCAGGUUUAGGUGUUAAGUUUAUUAUGAGUAAUUAUAGUCAAAAUUCUAAUAAUUAUUUUGAAAGCAUGUUAGGAGAAACUGCCAACAUUAGAACUAACAAUAUCCUAUAUUUCCAAAUAGUUAUUUGUUUUGCCCGCCCUCCUUAUUUUGAAGAGAAAAAUAAUAAUGGAAAAGUUAUCAAGAAAAUUGAGAAAGUUAGUUUAAAUCAAUUAGAAAAAUAUCGAAUUCUUUCCCGAGAUAAUGUUUUUACUUAUUUACACUCACCAAUUAAAACCCUCUUAGUUUUAGUAGAUUUUGCUAAUAUUGAUUGCGAAGAAAUAUUCAAAAACGAAAAACUGAAAACUGAUGAGGAGUUAGCUCGAAUAGUUAAAGAAAAAGGUGCUGAGUUAGUAUUUAGUAAUUUAGAAGAUGAUGAAAAAACUGCUUUUAAAAAUUCACUUAUCUUUAAUGAUUAUCAAGAGUUCAUUAAAAAAUUAAAUGUUGAGUAUACUCUAAUAAGUCCAUUAAGACAGUUCCUUUAUAAGAAUUAA